This is a messenger RNA of Annulohypoxylon maeteangense, 1387 nucleotides long. RefSeq lists its product as uncharacterized. Bases 165 to 1211 code for a protein of 348 amino acids. The record is from RefSeq and is a predicted model, not a curated record. The transcript is spliced from 2 exons. NCBI's taxonomy places the organism in Eukaryota, Fungi, Ascomycota, Sordariomycetes, Xylariales, Hypoxylaceae.
UCAGGUGGCUAUGUUGGUGAGCGUGACUACGAGACGCGACCCGCAGAACAAAUACCGCGACGCGCGAUCGUUAAAUAUAAACAGACUUGCUUCUGCAGAGACAUAGUUUCUAAAUUACCCCGAUUUCUUCUCUUUUAUUAUAUUCAAUCAACAUCCCUUAGAGGAUGAAUAUUUCCGCCACCAUGAAUAUCAAAGCGAGAAGAAAAGGGACUCCCAAUCCUGCCCAGGGAUGGUUACCGCUAUCGAAUAACAAUCAAUUCAAGAAGAUCACAUUUGAUAGUUAUCAUGCGCAUCUCAUAUCGAUUGCGAAAGCUUUCCAUGUCGCAAAUGAGGAAUUUCUCGCCAUAGUCGAAGAAUACUUGCGAUGGAGAGCCUGGUCAAACGCAAGAUAUGCUUUUGGCUUUAAAAGUCAGAAGCCGGGAAGAUUCACCGACGACGAUCUCAGCGUGCUCAAGGAUUUAGUUCAGGCAGGGCCGCCGGAGGGGAAAUUCGGGGUCCCGCAACUCCUUGAACGACUGCGCCAGACUUCGUACAUCGACAUCUGGAGAAGGGCUAUCGAGAAUAUGGCUUAUCUCAAAAACCACCCUAAACAUUAUACGAAAAAACAUCAGACAAGCGGGAGGAAACGAGCCGAGAGGAUUAAAGAGUGUCGGGUCAUCGUCGAGACCAGUUAUGGAAAAGUGGAGAAUGAACUUCGGAACCAGAUGCUCUUUGGUGUUUGCGACGGUAUCCUUGAGAAGAUGGCGAUGCUUCGUAAAUACGAAGAUGCGUACCCCGUAUCAUCCUCGGAUAGCAGUCCAGGAACCCGAUUUCAAUUCUCAGUGUCAACUCUUCUUGGCGGUACCUCGGUGUGGAUGUUUUUGUCUCUAAUACCUAUGGGCAUAGCGUGGAUGAAAUCGACUAGCACUUCUGGAUCUACUGGAGAUUCUGAUUUUUGGACGUUAAUCCAAUCUUCAAUGAUGCAAAUCUUAGGCCUCGCCCUCGCGGUCUGCAAUAUCCCCCGAAAAUCGACAGAGCGAUCUACUGCUUGGACAUGCGCGCUCAUUCUCACGUGUUUUGGUAUCGUGUGUGCUCUCGCAUCAAUACCAACGUACCUCUAUCUAUCGACUAUGUGGAGCAAUCUCUUGUCGUACGGGGCAACUAUCGCACAGACGAUUGUGAUGCUUGAAUUGACUUUGAUGACCGAUCAUUCUAAGAUAAAGCAGACUUGAUCAGAUCAUCUACGAAUUGUUAUACGUUCACUCUGAGAGCGUAUUAAUUUAAUGGUGCACGUUAAUCCGGCGUACCCAAAUUAAUGUCAACUGCAAGCGAAGCGGAGUGAGGAGCAAUGGGUUGAGGAGUUAAGGGUUAGGGUUUGGGUUAGGGUUAAGAUACCAUCCAUUCAUUA